Molecule: messenger RNA, 1065 nt
Organism: Calliphora vicina (urban bluebottle blowfly)
Lineage: Eukaryota; Metazoa; Arthropoda; Insecta; Diptera; Calliphoridae
Product: mitochondrial fission process protein 1
Exons: 3
Coding region: 309-758 (149 amino acids)
Biological process (GO): mitochondrial fission
Cellular component (GO): mitochondrion
Source: RefSeq, a predicted model, not a curated record
UUGUAGUAGUGUAUCGUAAAUAAAUUAAAACUGAAAAUCAUAUCCACCAAUGAUUAACGGUUUUUUGUUGAAUUCAUAUCCAACGCAACGCAACUCAAAUCAGCAUCACUCAUCGGAAACGGAAAUAGAAGACGACAUUUAAAUGAAAUAUGUACUGCCAAUUAAAUUGUAUUCAUAAAUUAUUACUUUAAAAUUUAGCAAGGCAAUAAAUUACAUAAUAUACAGUAAAAAGUAAAAAAAAAUACAAGAGAAAAACAUACGAUUUAAUACAAUACGAAAACAUUCCCAUUUAAUAGAGAAUUUGUGAAAUGGAAAAAGAGACAGAUUUGUAUCGUGAUACCUUGGUGCGAUAUUUGGGUUAUGCCAAUGAAGUUGGAGAAUCUUUUCGCAAUUUAGUAUCGAAAAAUGUUGUUAGGGGCAGUUAUGUUGUAGCUACUGGUUAUGCUGUGGCUGAUACUAUUGAUAAAACUUAUAAAGAUUUUAAACAAAGUUCCUCUGUCAGCAGUGCGGGUAUUACAGCUGUAGAUGUCUUCCUCUGGCAAAUGUUAGCCUCUGUUUCAAUUCCGGGUUUUACCAUUAACCGAAUUACUUAUUUCAGUGGAAAACUGCUACGCAAAGUUAACGCCAAAAAAUCUGUUGUGAAAUUUCUACCGGUUGCUAUUGGUUUGUCUUCCAUACCAUUCAUUAUACAUCCCAUUGAUAAUUUUACCGAUUAUUUAAUGGACAAUACUUAUCGUAAAUUUUUUAAGAAAGCUUGAAUAAAAUUUCCAUUAUUUAUUGUAAAUUAAAUACAAGUACAUCAGCGCUCGUACAAAUAACAUUAACAAAACAUAAUUUAUUUUUAAAACAAACACCGCAUUUGUGGUCUAGUGCAAUUUAGCCAAAUAAUUAUAAAAAUAUAUAUGUACCUACAAAAAAAAUAUGCAUCUACAUAUGUAUAUAAAAACAUUAAAAUUUAUUAAGCAAUAUUUAGUACAAAACUGUGUAAACAUAAUUUCUAAUUAUAGUUUAUAAAUAAUUAAAAUGCAAACCUAAAUAAAGACAUUGAAAUAAAAGAAACCAAAA